Messenger RNA from Penicillium malachiteum, 1113 nucleotides. RefSeq names its product TauD/TfdA dioxygenase family protein. Bases 1 to 1113 code for a protein of 370 amino acids. The transcript has 3 exons. Gene Ontology annotation, molecular function: oxidoreductase activity. NCBI's taxonomy places the organism in Eukaryota, Fungi, Ascomycota, Eurotiomycetes, Eurotiales, Aspergillaceae. The record is from RefSeq and is a predicted model, not a curated record.
AUGACCGUGUUACUCCCCACAAUCCGUCCUAUUCAACCACCUAAGGGCUCCGACAUCGAUUUCGGAGCUCAGAUUGAGGGUAUAAACCUGGAGAAUUUGACUGAUGAGCAAUUUGCCAUAAUUCGAGACACCUUAUACAAGAAUCAUGUCGUUGUCUUCAAGAACCAGGAAAAGCUGUCUCCUAAAGCACAGUAUGAGCUCACGAAACGAUUUGACCCUGUAUCCGACAACUAUGGCCACGGCAAAACGAUCGAUGCGAAACGCAGCAUUCUCCACCCGGAUCUGAAGACAAUACCACAUCAACCGCAAGUUCAAGUCAUUGGAAACGGAUUUGUACCUUCAUAUGAAGGGCUAGAGAACAUCCAAUUAAGACAUCCCCACCACCGAACCUUUCACAAGGAUCAUAUCCCCGACGACAAGGAUUACGACUUCACCCGUUUCUACCGAUGGCAUAUUGAUGCAGCACUUUAUGACUUGUAUCCGCCACAGGUUACCACUCUACUGGCCGUGGCUGUUCCCAAAGGCCGUCGUCAAACAUUGUUGUAUGAUGAUGGAACAGGAGAGACACUAGACGUCCCACUUGGCACCACUGCUUUUGUCAGUGGUCAGAGAAUGUAUGAAUUGCUGUCUCCAGAAGACCAGGAAUUUGUGCGAACAAGCAAGAUGGAAUAUGCGCCUCACCCAUACAUCUGGAUGAGCCCAGCUCAUUCUCGAUCAACUGGACUGGGGCUACACUCAGAAGGCCUGGAAUUACCAGCUUCAGAUCUCCCACCUAUUGACGAAAAGAAAAUUAUGAUCUUUCCAAUGGUUUGGAAGAACCCAGUAACUGGGAAGCUGGCUUUGCAAAUCCACCCAUCUGCAGUUCGCAGAAUCCAUCUUGCGGAUGGCACGACUAUUGAUGACUUGGAAAGUGUACGUGAGAUUGUUUAUAAGCUACAGAGACCUGCUAUUAGUCCCCAGUUUGUAUACCCACAUGACUGGGAAGAGGGUGACUUGGUUUUAUUCAAUAACCGAGGAGUUAUCCACUCGGUGGUUGGUGCAUUCAAGCCGGAUGAGGUGCGGAUUUUCCGACAGUGUAACUUGGCUGCUUCGGAACCACCAGUCGAAGCUUGA